GUAAAUUCCAUGUUAUCAAUUUAUCAUAAACUAAUGUGCUGCACAAAAUCUAUUGUGAUAAACACACUAAACUGUCGGCAAACGUUGUAUUGUGAAUUUAAACGUCUGAGUGUUAACCUGUUAUUUCUGUUAAGGUACGUUUGCAAAGUUUAAUCAAGGAAAUAUGCCUGUUGCCGCUUGUCCCUGCAAUCCAAAGAAGGUAGCGGCGAAAAUACCACCCAAGCGAAACAAAAAACCGACGAAGCCCACCCAAAAACCUCUCAAGCGAGAAGAAAAACCGAAAAGAAAACCGCCUAAAAAGAAGGCACCCGCAAAGAAAUUGGCUGCAAGAGCCAAGCAACAACGGAGUUGUUCCUCUUGCAGCUGCUCUGAGUGCUGUAUGGAUUCUGGAAGUUGCAGUUGUAGCUCCUGCGCAGCGGACGAUUCCACUUGCAGUUGCAGUAGCUGUGAAGCCCAAAAAUGCAGCCUUAAAAACAAGAGCGCAGGAUGCCCUUGUUAAGAAGAGGCGCGUAAUUUUUAAACGAUUGACUUUGUUAUCUUUUUGUAAACUUUUGAUUAUUUUAUAUGUGUAAUAAUGAGAUAUUUUAUGAUUAAAUAAAGAGAAUGUGUAAUUUUGUAAAGUAA
Photinus pyralis (common eastern firefly) is the source of this 624-nucleotide messenger RNA. RefSeq lists its product as uncharacterized. The transcript is spliced from 2 exons. The coding region runs from base 164 to 499 and encodes 111 amino acids. Lineage: Eukaryota; Metazoa; Arthropoda; Insecta; Coleoptera; Lampyridae. The record is from RefSeq and is a predicted model, not a curated record.